Molecule: messenger RNA, 1131 nt
Organism: Calliphora vicina (urban bluebottle blowfly)
Lineage: Eukaryota; Metazoa; Arthropoda; Insecta; Diptera; Calliphoridae
Product: bromodomain and WD repeat-containing DDB_G0285837
Exons: 4
Coding region: 1-1131 (376 amino acids)
Source: RefSeq, a predicted model, not a curated record
AUGCGCACGAGCUGGCUGUUGCUAGUUUUGGCCGCACUGUUAAUUCAGUCAGCAUAUGGUCGUAAUGAUGAAAAUGGAAGGAGAUAUAAACUGUUUGGACAACGUGGACGUGCAAGCAUUGGAGACGCUCGUACCACCAACAACAGCAGAACCACCAACAACAGCUACACCCCCAACAACAGCAGAACCACCAACAACAGCAACACCACCAACAACAGCAGAACCACCACCACCGCCACCACCUCCUCCACCACCACCACCUCCACCACCACCACCACCACCACCACCUCCACCACCUCCUCCACCACCACCACCACCACCUCCACCACCUCCACCACCACCACCACCACCACAGAUGAUGAUGAUGAUAAGCCCCCAGAAGAUGAUAAAGAAGAGGAGGAAGAGGAGGAGGAAGAAGAAGAAGGAGGAGAUGAUGAUGAGAAAGACGACGAAGAUGAUGAAGGCGGUGACGAUGAAGGUGGCGACGAUGAAGGUGGCGACGAUGAAGGUGGAGACGAUGAAGGUCGCGGAGCUGUAGGUCCCAGGGUCAAGUCACAAUUUGAUAACGAACAAGAUUUACUUAAUAUCAGCAACGAAAAUGAUGAUGGAAACUAUCUGAGCGAUUUUAAUGAUCCCGCUGAACUUGGUCGUGCUUCACGCUCUCGUCUUUCUCGUUGGCGCUCUCGCCAAAUGAGGCGUCGUCGUCGUCAACAAGCUAUGAGACGUAGAAGACGUUUGAAUCGCAUGCGCAGAAACCGCCAAAGGAACACCUAUAGAAGACGCUUAUACAGAUUCAGACUUACCAGGAACCGUCGUACCCGUCAACGCAGAAAUCAAGCAGCUCGCAGACGCGCUAUGAUGCGUAGACGCACUCGUUUACAAAGACUACGUCGCACACAAAACCUUAGACGCCGUCGCAUAGCUGCUCAACGCCGCAGACUACAAAGGCGCCACAGGAACCAAUUACGCAGAAUCAGAAAGCAACGUGUUAGAGCAAACAGACGUCGUGCAUUAUCCAGACGCCGUAGAAAUAGUCGCCGCCGCAACAGGAGACAAGCCAUUAGAAAUCAAAUCCGAGUCAAUCGUAUCAGACGUAGAAAUCCUAACAGUAUAAUUAUUCGCGAAGUUUAA